Messenger RNA from Cylicocyclus nassatus, 321 nucleotides. NCBI's taxonomy places the organism in Eukaryota, Metazoa, Nematoda, Chromadorea, Rhabditida, Strongylidae. The record is from the annotation of a GenBank genome assembly.
AUGGUUUACCUGCUGGUUACUGGAGUUUACUCGUCUGAAGUUGCGAAGGUGACUCUAAAACUUAGUCAAAGCUGGGCAAGUCCUUCAAGCAUUAUGAUUGCAAUGUUCAAUUACCUAAUAGUUGUUCUUAUGUUCAUUGUUGGCGUUGAGGGCCGUAUAUUCGGAGGUGGACCUUAUUAUGGGGGUGGAGGAUAUGGAGGAUACGGUGGAGGCCCUGGCGGCGGUCGCAUUCGUCUUGGCUGAUCGGUUAUCAACAAAUCGAUCCAUCAUGACUGCUUUACUUUCUGUCUAUGAGUUAAUCUUUCACAAUAAAGAUGUCCU